Messenger RNA from Carlito syrichta (Philippine tarsier), 2605 nucleotides. RefSeq names its product autophagy related 4A cysteine peptidase (gene ATG4A). NCBI's taxonomy places the organism in Eukaryota, Metazoa, Chordata, Mammalia, Primates, Tarsiidae. The record is from RefSeq and is a predicted model, not a curated record. Gene Ontology annotation, molecular function: protein-phosphatidylethanolamide deconjugating activity. The coding region runs from base 676 to 1638 and encodes 320 amino acids. The transcript is spliced from 14 exons.
GGGAGUUUCAGUUUGAGGGCAGUUCCGGGUUGGGAGGUACGUUCGCAACCCUCACCGACUUGGCCCCUAGCAGCGUGGAACUACAAGUUCCAGGGUUCCUUGCGACCGCCCAUAGUCAAGUUGCCGGUGGAAUUGGCCCAGGAUGACAGCUGGAGAAUGGAGUCAGUUUUAUCCAAGUAUGAAAACCAGAUUACUAUUUUUGCUGACUACCUAGAAGAAUAUCCAGAUACAGAUGAGCUGGUAUGGAUCUUGGGGAAGCAGCAUCUCCUUAAAACAGAUUGGGAAAGACCUUUUAACCUGAAACUGCUAAGGAUCCAGCACCCAGAUAAAGCCUGAACUUGCAAAGAGGCAGCUCUGAGAUUUAUAUCUUUCUGAGGGGAGAAAACCCCUAGCAUGGAGUAAGGAACAGGAAGAAGAGAUCAAAAGGCAGGAGAGGAAGUUAGGCAUUGUCCAGCUCCUCCUGAGUCUGGCUUCAUUAUUUUCACUGGAGAAUUGUGAACAGUGGAGACAGCCUGGAGCUAGUGAUUAGGAGACCUUUUGUAUUCAGACUCUUUUCCCAACUCAGAAAAAUCUAAGCUGCUGUCUGAUAUAAGUACUCGUCUAUGGUUUACAUACAGAAGGAAAUUUUCACCAAUUGGGGGAACAGGUCCUUCAUCAGAUGCUGGUUGGGGAUGUAUGCUACGCUGUGGACAAAUGAUGCUGGCUCAAGCCCUUAUCUGCAGACACUUGGGAAGGGACUGGAACUGGGAGAAACAAAAAGAGCAACCCAAAGAAUACCAACAGAUCCUACAGUGCUUCUUAGAUAGAAAAGAUUGUUGCUACUCUAUCCAUCAAAUGGCACAAAUGGGUGUAGGAGAAGGGAAAUCAAUUGGCGAAUGGUUUGGACCAAAUACAGUUGCACAGGUGUUAAAAAAACUUGCUUUAUUUGAUGAAUGGAAUUCCUUGGCUGUUUAUGUUUCAAUGGAUAACACAGUGGUCAUUGAAGAUAUCAAAAAAAUGUGCUGUGUCCUUCCCUUGAGUACUGACACAGCUGGUGAAAGCCCCCCGGACUCUCUGACUCCAAAUAAGAGUAAGGUCACCUCUGCCUACUGCUCAGCCUGGAAACCCCUGCUGCUCAUUGUGCCCCUUCGCCUGGGCAUAAACCAAAUCAAUCCUGUGUAUGUCGAUGCGUUCAAAGAGUGUUUUAAGAUGCCACAAUCUUUAGGGGCAUUAGGAGGAAAACCAAAUAACGCCUAUUAUUUCAUAGGAUUCUUAGGUGAUGAGCUCAUCUUCUUGGACCCUCACACAACCCAAACGUUUGUCGACACUGAAGAGAAUGGAAUGGUUGAUGACCAGACUUUCCAUUGUCUGCAGUCCCCACAGAGAAUGAACAUCCUGAACUUGGAUCCUUCCGUAGCAUUGGGAUUUUUCUGCAAAGAAGAAAAAGACUUUGAUAACUGGUGUAGCAUUGUUCAGAAGGAAAUUCUAAAGGAGAAUUUGAGGAUGUUUGAAUUAGUUCAGAAACAUCCAUCUCACUGGCCUCCCUUUGUACCUCCAGCCAAACCGGAAGUGACAACCACUGGGGCAGAGUUCAUUGACACUACUGAACAACUGGAGGAGUUUGACCUGGAGGAAGAUUUUGAGAUUCUGAGUGUGUAGGAUAUUGGGAACUCAACUUGGAGGUCUGUCUUUCAUCUGUCAUGAUAGGAACAUGAACUUAUUACAUAAAACUUUUCUAGUCAGCAAGUGCCUGAUAUGCCAACAGCAUACAAGCUCAAUAGCAAUCAUGACUGAGCCAAUCACCAUUUCUCAGAAAUAAAUAAAACAAACAAAUGACAACAACCUUUCCCCAGAAAGAACCAAAACAAUCAUGGAGUCUAGGAGCAGAGACAUGACGAGGAGUCCAUUGCUUCCCAGCUUGUCUUACAUGGCUACAUCAAGUCUUCACCUGCUUAAAAUUAGAUGGACAUCUGGAAGACCGACAGAAACCCCCAGCUUGCUUUAUGCACCAGCAGGUGACAGGUGGUUACACUGCUCUUCUUCACCCUUUCAGGUGCGGUCUCUUUGGGGCUAAAUACUAAGAAGCAAUUUGUUCUCUUGCUCAAAUAAUAAAGUGACUGAAUCAGGGAGGAAGAGGUUCUUGUUAAAUUAUUUGAACAUGUAUUUUAAAUAGUUAUAAUUUAUAUCAAAAUGUUUGUCAAAAAAAUGAUGUCACAUGUAUACUUCCUGAUCUACCUUCCUAUUUAGGGGAAACUAUUUGAUGGGCCACUGUCCCCAUCCUUAACUGAUACUUUUGUCAGAUGUCACCCUGUCCUUAAAUCAAAUCAUGAUCGCUUGAAUCAGAGGUCAGCAAACUUUUUUUGUAUAGAACCAGAUUGUAAGUAUUUUAGGCUUUGCAGGCCAUGCAGCCUCUAUCACAACUACUCAACUUUGUUGUUGAAGUGCAAAAGCAGCCAUAGACAAUAUGCACGCAAAUGAGCAUGUCUGUAAUUCAAUAAAACUUUAUUGACAGAAACAGGUGGAUGACUGAAUUUGGCCUGCAGGCAACUGUACCCUGCCAAUUACCGACUUAAAUUGUUGAUUUUUUUUGAGAAAUUAAAAAUAAAUUGUGUUUGAACUAUACUCU